GUCAAGAUUUGUCAGUGAAAACCCUUCGCCACUGCAUCCACAAUUUUAUUUUUAAAUUUUAUUUAGGAAAAACAAUAUUAGUUUUAUACCGUGUUCCAAUCAUUUAAUCUGCUUUAAAUAUAAUUUUUGUGGUGCAAUGUUUUAGUUCGCAAAUGCCGGUUUCGAGAAAAUUGGUAUAAUACGCACAUAUCUUCAGCUACCACCAUGUGGAUGGUGUGCGUCCCCGGCUGGGGCGCCAUGAUGGUGGCGGGCACACUCCUACUGUACGGAACCCUGGACGUAGCAUACUUCGCGAGGAUGUUUUACACCGUAGCCAAGGCGAGGUAUUUCAGGAAGAAGAUUUGUAUACUGGACACCACUGAAGUAGAAUCGUGGUGCCUUCUCAACGACAUAGACACCCUACUCUACCACAUGAACAACGCAAGAUACCUCCGAGAAUUGGACUUUGCGAGGGCGGACUACUACGAAAGGACUGGCCUCUACGCCAACAUCAAAGCGGCGGGCGGCGCGGUCCUGCAGGCCGCCACUACCAUCCGCUACAGACGAUACUUGAAGCCUUUUACCAAGUUUACUAUUACUUCUAAGGCAAUCUACUGGGACGAGAAGACAUUUUUCAUGGAGCAUGAGUUCAUCGGACCGGGUGGCUUCGUCCACGCAGUUGCUUUGUGCCGACAAAGGAUCAUUGAUACUUCAGUGGCUGCGAUCGCUGAGUUGCUGCUUCAGCUGCAUUGCGCUGGGACUUGCAAACCUGCGCCGGAAAAGAUGCCAUCUGAGCUGGAACUCUGGGUGCAAAGCAACGAGUUGAGCUCAGCCAAGCUGAGACCAACGCCAGCCGCCCUGCCCUCCCCAGAACCCAACACCCUCAGCUGUGGGGACGUGAAAACCAGCAUGGCUGAGUGAGACACAAUCAACCCGAGCGAAGGCUUGCGGCAUCGGAAAGAGCUUUAAGACUUGUCAUCAUCAUUUAUUGUAUCCCAUAAACCUUCAGGGUCAAAAUAUUGAAUUCCUAAAAUGUUGAACUCUCAUAAUGUUGAGUUUGCAAAAUGUUGUAUUUCGAAGUUGCAAAAUGUUGAAUCCCAAAAUGUUGAAUUCGCAAAAUAUUGAAUUUCAAUUCCCAAAAUGUUGAAUCUCAAAAUAUACGUAAUUUUAACAGAAAAAACGGCCAAGUGCGAGUUGGACUCACAUUCCGAGGGUUCCUUACAAAGUUGAAGGUAUGUAAAUAGUUCUCUAACGAAAAGAUCAACUGGAUUCAGGGACAAACUCAAUUUUUGAGAUAGCUCCUGUCACAAAAACUGACAACUUUGAUAGUAAUUCUUUGAUUCCUUUUUUUUAAUAACAUUUUUAAACAUUUUGCGA
Maniola jurtina (meadow brown) is the source of this 1356-nucleotide messenger RNA. Its product is annotated as protein THEM6-like. The record is from RefSeq and is a predicted model, not a curated record. Lineage: Eukaryota; Metazoa; Arthropoda; Insecta; Lepidoptera; Nymphalidae. The coding region runs from base 205 to 900 and encodes 231 amino acids. The transcript is spliced from 5 exons.